AUGUCAACAACUACCGCGUCGGGUUCGCACACCCCUCUCAAGCGCACAGUUUUGCCGACCGCGCCCAAGGCUAGAAGUGGCCCAAAGAAAGGCAGAUUGGAGCGCUCUUCACCGUCUGAGUCUGAAGACGGUCAAUCGGCGCCCAAGAAGCGCAAGGUUGGCAUGUAUUCCAAGGAGCGCACCACCGAAUACCUCGAUCUGAUGAAGGACGACACGGAAUGGACAGACAAAGACGACGCGCAGCUUGAGCGCCUGACCGAUGCCCUCAAGAAGAAGAAGAAGAUUGUGGUGAUUGCCGGUGCUGGCAUUUCCGUGUCGGCAGGAAUUCCCGACUUCCGCUCAUCCACCGGACUAUUUGCUCCCGCAGGAUGUCAGCAACAAAAGAUGAAAGCGUCCGGGAAGCACCUCUUCGAUGCUUCAGUCUACAAGAGCAAUGACUCCACCUCCGAUUUCCACACAAUGGACCUUGAGGCUGAGCUCUUUAAUGGGCCUGAAGCACCACUAUGCGCGACAUGCGUGGACAUCGACGAUCUUCGGACAAGGUUUGCAGGCAAGCGCAGCCAUGGCAUUGGCCGCAUGCGCCCACGCUUCGUUCUUUACAACGAGCACAACCCUGAUGCAGACGCCAUCGGUGCCGUGACUGAAGCGGACCUCAAGGCUCGUCCUGAUGCUGUCAUUGUGGUGGGUACGAGCCUCAAAGUGCCUGGCACCCGUAGGAUCGUCAAAGAGAUGUGUCUUACCGCACGUGGACGCCGGGAUGGUUUCACUGCCUUUAUCAACCUCGACUCGGAACCCAAGCAUGUGGACUUCAAAGACUGUUGGGACAUGGUCGUGCGCGCUAAGUGCGACAAGGUAGCCCUGCACGCCAACCUGCCACUCUGGGACGAGUCGGCCGUGGCCACCGACAGUGUACUGUCACCAGAACAGGCUCUGCAGGCCGAAGCGCUGUGUAGCUCGACAGAUCUAUCCGUGGCCAUCCCAAGCAGCUGUCCCUCGUCUCAAGAGAAGCUUAACAGCCCGAUACCUGUUGCUACGAUAUCGACCAAGCAAACUUCAUCAGUGCUUACUCCAAAGCCCAGUCGCAAGCUGGCCACCGCGAAGCCAAAGACGAAGCCGAAGGCCAAGAAAGUCGACAAGCCUGCCGCAGCCAAGCAAACCAAACUGCCUUUCACCAAGGACGAAGGCAACAUUGAAGAAUCCUCGCCGGCUUUGCAGUCAGCCGCUGCGCGUAACCGCAAGCCGCUCGCAAAGGCGCGACCUGGAACGAUUGCCGGCACCUUCAAAGCUAUCAAGACGAAUACAAAUGAUAAGAGUAAAGCAAAGGCUGCCAUCAAGAUUGAGCCCACCACAAAACCGUUCACCGCGCAUAUUGAGAAUGAGCUGGAGAGCGACAGCACAGCAGAGUCCAAGUUCGAUGCCGCCCCGACUACACCAACCGGGCCAUUGCAGCCCGCAUCCCGCGAGGUUGUUUCUCCUUCUUCGAUACCAAAAGGCAUGGGGCGCUUAUUGAAUUGGCCAUGA
Messenger RNA from Emericellopsis cladophorae, 1521 nucleotides. Its product is annotated as NAD-dependent protein deacetylase-like protein. Gene Ontology annotation, cellular component: mating-type region heterochromatin. Bases 1 to 1521 code for a protein of 506 amino acids. The transcript has 2 exons. Lineage: Eukaryota; Fungi; Ascomycota; Sordariomycetes; Hypocreales; Bionectriaceae. Gene Ontology annotation, molecular function: histone deacetylase activity, NAD-dependent; NAD+ binding. The record is from RefSeq and is a predicted model, not a curated record. Gene Ontology annotation, biological process: negative regulation of transcription by RNA polymerase II; replication-born double-strand break repair via sister chromatid exchange; regulation of DNA repair.